This is a messenger RNA of Blepharisma stoltei, 3445 nucleotides long. The record is from the annotation of a GenBank genome assembly. NCBI's taxonomy places the organism in Eukaryota, Ciliophora, Heterotrichea, Heterotrichida, Blepharismidae.
AUGGGGAUAACAUGCUCCAAAAUGCAACAAUAUUAUGUAAGGAAGCCUGAUUCCAAGCCUGAGCAAUCUACCAUCAUCCAAACUGCCGCCAAUCCUUCACAACCAGCUUUUCAAAAAACUGUCAACACACAAAAGACUCAGCAAUUUAUGAAUAACCCUUUAAAAAGUACCCCGACACUGUGAAAAAGACUCAACAGCCGAGCGGUUUCAGUAAAUUAUGUAGAAGCUUCAUCAGCGUUUAUUGACGUUUAUGCUGCAAAAACACUAGAAGAUAAGUCAAUGAUUCUAAAUGCCCUGAAUAAUCAUUUCAUUUUCACGAGUCUGACUGAUGAAGAUAAAGAAAUUGUUGUGGAAACGAUGCAGCUCUAUGUGUUUGAAAUAAAUACUGUGGUUUUUGAGCAGGACAAGAUUGGAAAAGGAUACUAUGUUGUAAGGACAGGCCAACUAGAAGUAAUCGCAAAUGGCAAAAGAAUAAGCAAGAUCCAUCCCGGAGAAGGCUUUGGAGAGCUUGCUCUUUUGCAUGAAAGCCCACGGUCAGCAACAGUAAAAACGCUUGAAAAAGCUACUAUGUGGGGAAUAGAAAGGAAUACUUUUCGAAAAGUUAUUGAAGAGUUACACUGUAUCGCUCUAAUGCCGAAUAAAUAAUCACUAAUCUGAAAUAAUUUUCUAAGACAAAAAAAUCCCUAAAAAAUCAGCCAAAAACAGCAUAAACACACAAAUUUAUGAACAAAACAGAGAAUUUUUAGAAAAAGUCAACAUGCUGCAGCCUCUGAGUUCUCAACAAAAAGACUCAUUAGCAGCGUCUCUUGUGAGCUGUAAAUAUGUAGCCGGAGAAAAGAUCAUCACCGAAGGUGAUGAAGGGAUGCAUUUAUAUAUCAUCAAGGAGGGCUGUGUAAGUGUACAAAAAAACAAUAAAGAAAUCGCCAGACUUUACUCAGGCCAAUUUUUUGGAGAAAUGACUCUGCUGUAUAACGUGCCACGACAGGCAAGCUGUGUUGCGAUGGAUGGGGUAGUGAAAUGUGUCGCUUUAAGCAGAGAAGAUUUGCAAAAAGCCUUAGGAAAUCAGCUUAUGCUUAUUAUAGAAAAAAUCACAAUUCUGGACGCAAUUAAUAAAUCAAAUAAACUAGCCCUGCUCAGCAAAGACCAAAAGGAAAAUAUUUUAAGAGAUCUAGUCCAUGUCAAUUAUAAAAUAGGAGACGUGGUAAUUCAAAAUCAAAGCCAAUGCCAAAGUGCCUUAUAUAUUAUAAUAAGUGGAAGAUUGCAUUUUUCAAGGUCAAAUAAAGUUUUUGCUGAGAAAGGAAGCUGUGUAGGGGACGAGUAUGUUACUUUAUCUUAUGAAGACCAGUCUCGCUAUGAAGAUGAUAUAGUUGCUGGAUGUGAUAUGAAAAUUGGCGAGCUCACCAAAUAUCAAUUUGAAAUUAUGCCAUUUAUAAUGAAAUAAUGGUUAAAAGCUAACUUUAUAAUAAUAAAAACUAGCAGAAAACCAGUUUUAUUAUGUUAAAAGGUCACUAUAAAUAAGCAUAGCAUAGGAGGGAAAUACAAAGAAGUUGUCAGAGAAAAUGCUGCUAUGAACGUUUUAAGAAAAGUUUAUUUAUUUAUUCAUCUUGACAGCAAAGUGAUAAAAGAUCUAUUUUCUAUUAUAAAAAUCGAAAAAUAUGAAGAUAAUGAUAUUAUUCUGGAUGAAGGGCAUCCUGGGGAGUAUCUGUAUAUAGUCAAACGUGGAAAAGUAAAUAUUAUAAAAAAUGGGAAAAUUGUCAGAACUAUGGUAAAGCAUGACUAUUUUGGGGAAAGGGCGCUGCUGUUUGAUAGAGUAUCAAGCGCUUCUUGCGUCGCUGAAGGAAAAGUAUCUUUAUGAUUAAUUGAAAAACAUGAUUUUAUUAAUAUUUUAAAUGACAAAAUGAGGAAACAGCUCAUCAAAAGAGUAAAAAUGCAGGACGAAAGGGCAGAACUCAAAGACUUGAUAAUCCUCAAACAAAUCGGAAAAGGUCUAUUUUCCAGAGUUUACCUUGUAGGGACCUCAAGAAAAGAUAUUCACUACGCUUUAAAAGUCAUCCCAAGGCGGAAAAUUGAUAUGUAUGCUCUCUAUAUGCAUGUGCUCGUAACUUCUAUUUAGGAAGAGAAAAAAAUCCUAAAUAUGAUGGAUUUUUCAAUGAUCAUAAAUCUGGUCAGGACUUAUAAAGAUGACCGAAGGCUUUAUUUUUUGCUUGAAUAUGUCCAUGGGUUUGAGUUAAGCCAAAUAUUGAGACAUGUAGGAAUAAUUUCGAAUAAUGACUCUUUGUUUUAUGCAGCGUCUUUGAUUUUGGCUUUGCAGUAUAUUCAUGAGAGGGAUAUUAUUUAUAGAGAUUUAAACCCAGAUAAUAUUAUGGUGGAUACUCAUGGGUAUGUUAAACUGGUAGAUUUUGGGUCCUCAAAGGUAUGUGCAGGGAGAACUUAUAGGAAAAUAAAAUAAAUAUACUAUUAAUUUGACCGUAAUAGCUAGAAAAAAAUUAUAUAGCUAUUAAAGGUAUACACUUUAAUAGGAUCCCCUCACUAUGUAGCUCCUGAAGUAAUCGUAGGUAAAGGCUACUUACUUAUUUAAUUAUUUGUAUUUAUAGUGUAUUUAGUGCCAUUCCUGUAGGUGAUUAGGACAAAUAGUGACAUGUGAGCUAUUCUGUCACUUGAAUGGUACAUCAUAUAUGCAGAGGUUCUUCGCCUAUUUCACCAGCUGGCUGCGUGUCUCGACUCCUUCUAUCCCAUGAACAGCCCUUAUGCAUGUUCUACCUAAUAAUCACAGUUAAACUUUAAGUCUUCAUUUGUCAAAGAUCAGAUCAGGAGGCCCUAUACCCUCUAAUUGCCAAACCUAAUAUAGCUAGAUAACGAUUCUCUGUAAAAUCUGACUCAUAAUAAAAUGAGACAGGAGAGGAAAUUUCGCUAACAAUAUUUCACAUAUAUUCCAUUUUAUUUAUUAAGUAUAAGCUACAACAAAAAUGCUGACCUAUGAAGCCUAGGCAUCUGCAUUUAUGAGUUCUUAACUGGGAAAGUUCCUUUUGGGGAAGAUUUCAUUGACCCAUAUGAUAUUUAUGAGUCUAUUCUAGAGUUUAACUUAUCAUUUCCUAAUGAAAUUAUCCAACUCACUGACACUGCAAGAUUAUUUAUCAUGCAACUCCUUGGAAAAUUCCCGGAAACCCGAUGUUCAGGCACAAUUGAAAGUUUGAAAAAGAAUGAAUGGUUUUCUGGCUUUGACUGAGACGCGCUAAUAAGUGAAACCAUGGUGGCCCCUUAUAACCCUGAUAUAGGGGAUAUUGAAGAAGAAGUCGAUGAAUUUGCAGAUAAUAAAAAUGAAAAUAUUGAAGACUUUUUAGAUAAUGCGUCUGAUGAAAGUGAGCAAGAAAUGUAUCAAAUAGAUGACCCAGAAAUAAACGAGUAUAAAAAAACCAUCCCUAGCAACUGGGAUUUUGAGUUUUAA